This is a messenger RNA of Theobroma cacao (cacao), 1118 nucleotides long. RefSeq names its product CTTNBP 2 amino-terminal-like protein. The record is from RefSeq and is a predicted model, not a curated record. NCBI's taxonomy places the organism in Eukaryota, Viridiplantae, Streptophyta, Magnoliopsida, Malvales, Malvaceae.
UUCUCUGUCUGUGUGUCUCUCAUUUCUCUCUCCCACAAAGCCCCAAGCCUACUAACCAGUUUAAGUACUCCAAGAAGCUUUGAUUCUUUAGUGUAAAAAGCCUUAAGUACUGCCAUAACUUUACCACUAUAAAAAAAACUCUUCCUUUCUCUCUCUCUCUCUCUCUCUCUCACUCAUGAAGAGUGAUACGUGAUGAGAGUUGAGUAAGAGCUAAAACUUCUUUUCUUUUCUUUCUUUUUUCUUCAUUGCUGAAACAAUGGGACAAGAAGAAAGGUACUUCUAUAGUUGGCCUCCGGUAGGAGCUCCGUUGAAUGUACAAAGAGAGGACCACUGGAGACACUUUGACAACUCUGUCAAUGCGGUGUCCUUUGGCUUUGUUGCUACUGCCAUUCUCAUCUCCAUGUUUUUGGUCAUGGCCAUCUUUGAACGCUUUCUUAGACCCAAUUCUUCCCAUGGUGACCUGGAAUCUCAGCUUGGUUUCAAUGGCAAGCUCAGCCACCCAUCUCCAAAAAUGACGAUAUACACCAGUGGAGUUUCAGUAUUAAUGCCGGGAGAUGAGAUUCCUACUUUCAUUGCCCAUCCAGCUCCUGUCCCCUGUCACCCUGAACGAGUUUUGCCUCACCAUCAACACAACUCAUCAGCCAAUCCUGCCUCAAACUCCUCGGUAAACAUUAAUGCAAGUUUAAUAGGAGAAAACUAAAACUGAGAAAAUCCCUCCGCACAUGCUACACCAAACAAUGAUCAUGAUAACUCUCCCAGCAGGAGGUUUUCUAUGAAACAAGCAAGACUAUCCAGUCUGGAUCAGAGUUGCCCUUUUUAAGCUUCUCGUCCGUAAGAUCCUUGUAUUGUGAAUACAGAGAUAGUUUUUGGUGGGCUGGCUGGCUUUGGCAAUGCUUAACUUGCCUUGCUGUCAAUUCCCACCAUUUUUUUGUUUAAAAUUUUUCCAGAUAGUGACUUUGGAUCCUGACGAUGGUCAUGGAUUGCCCAUCGAAUGGAUCAUUUUACAUGUAAAAAAUUUGAGGUACAAAAUUGUUGUUAAGUACGGGAGGAAGUUUCAAGGGCAGUUUGUUACGGAUGAGAUGGAAAUUAAUAUAAAAAACAGCAAAUUUGAACCUCCA